UUUUUUUUUUUUUUUUAUUUCUCAGAACACUAAACAGCCAUUAUUAGCCCAGCUGGCCUUCUUCUCUUGAUUUUGUCUUAAUUUUCACUUUUUCGGGACUCCCGAUAUGAUCCGUUAACCAAAUUGGUCUCCACUGGGCUUAGUUAUCGUUUUUCUCCUUAUAUUUAAACCAAAUUGAUCUGUACUAUGUUUCUUCAUCGCACUCGAUGAUGGAAUCUCCCUCCUUUUCUUCCUCCUCCUCCGAUUCCAGUACCGUCGCCACCCGUGAUCAGAAUGCGGACCGAAGUCGGAGAAAUGGCGACGUCCAUGAAGCUGUGACCUUUGAACAAUCGCGUCGAUGGCAUGAUGUUUUCUGGUCGGGAAUAUUUAUAAUUCAUUUGAUUUCUCUGGCACUCAUUAUGGGGGUUCUCGGCCUGAAUGGGUUUAAGAAAAGGGAUAGACUAAAUAUUGGUAUGUACACCGGACCCCCUCACAAGCGUGAACAUGGAUUGACCGAGGAUUACUGGCCGCUUUAUGCUGCUGCUGGUGGCGUUGGGACUGUUCUCGGAUUGAGUUGGCUGCUGCUAUUGGGUUCUCGCGCAAAUCAAAUGAUGAAGGUGUCUGUUCACAUACUGACCACUUAUCUUGCUGUGAUCAGUGUUUUGUGUUUCUGGGCUGAACAAUUCUUCUGGGGAGUUAUUUUUGCCACUGGCGCAGCCCUGCAAUUCUUGUACGUGAUAUCGGUCAUUGAUAGACUUCCGUUUACCAUGCUGAUUCUCCAAAAAGCUAUGAAGAUGGUUUGCAGUCUUCCUGAGGUUAUGAGAGUGGCAUAUGCAUUUAUGCUUGUGGUGCUUUUAUGGAUGGCCAUAUGGUCUUUUGGUGCAUCAGGCGUUGUGGCUUCAAGCUUGUUUGACGUUGGAUGCUGGUGGCUUCUUUUGAUUUUCUGUGUCAGUCUAUUCUGGACAGGUGCUGUACUCUGUAAUACUGUACAUGUAAUAGUGUCUGGGAUGGUGUUUCUCAAUCUCAUUCAUGGUGGUAGAGAUGCAACUUCAAUACAUGAUAACUCCUUAAUAAGAUCUUUACAAUAUGCCUUGACGAAAUCUUUUGGCAGCAUUUGUUAUGGCUCAUUAUUUACAGCUGCUAUUAGGACACUUAGGUGGGAGAUAAGGGGUUUCCGGUCGAAGAUUGGCAACAACGAGUGUUUGCUUUGCUGUGUUGAUUUCCUUUUCCAUCUUGUGGAGACUCUUGUCCGAUUCUUUAACAAGUAUGCCUAUGUUCAGAUAGCUGUUAAUGGUAAAAGCUUUAAUCGUUCAGCUAGGGAUGCCUGGGAGUUACUCCAGUCAACUGGUGUUGAAGCACUUGUAGCAUAUGACUGUUCAGGUGCUGUCCUGCUAAUGGGCGCUGUCUGUGGUGGUUUGAUAGCCGGAACAUGCUCUGGUGUUUGGGCGUGGUACAGAUUUGGAGAUAGAGAUAGAAUAUUUAUGAUUGGAACAACAUCUAUGUUGAUGGGGAUGGUCUUGGUUGGAGUGGCCAUGGUUGUGGUGGAAAGUGCCGUGACAUCCAUAUAUAUCUGUUAUGCGGAGGAUCCCUCAUUGAUUCGUAGAUGGGACACUGAAUUUUUCAACCAGAUGUCUGAGACACUUCACCACAGACUUCAACAUAGGAGUGCUCGAGCAAGGGAAGUUCUAACCAACUCACAACUUGAUUACCGUGUUCGACAAAACACAUCUUUUAAUUAAUUACCUUGUGUUGCAAUCCUACUGCAUAGUUUAUAUAUCCCUUCGAUCUUUCUUGUGGGGGAAGCUAAAAGUUGCCUCAGAUAUGGUCUUACACAAAGAAAACAAAAUCCAGAAAAGGGGGUUUCAACCUUCAUAUGUAUGUAUAUCUAUAGUAAAAAAUUUGUGUCUUCAAGGUAUAAAAACAGAACUAGUUUCCUUAUUGAGAUGAGAGGAGUAUUGGAAUUCCAUUUGAACACACUGCUUAGGCUGUAACUAACUAGAAAACAAAAUACAGAAAAGGGGGUUUCAACCUUCAUAUGUAUGUAUAUCUAUAGUAAAAAUUUUGUGUCUUCAAGGUAUAAAACAGAACUAGUCUCCUUAUUGAGAGGAGAGGAGUAUUAGAAUUCCAUUUGAA
This is a messenger RNA of Neltuma alba, 2112 nucleotides long. Its product is annotated as CTL-like protein DDB_G0274487. Gene Ontology annotation, biological process: transmembrane transport. Gene Ontology annotation, molecular function: transmembrane transporter activity. NCBI's taxonomy places the organism in Eukaryota, Viridiplantae, Streptophyta, Magnoliopsida, Fabales, Fabaceae. Gene Ontology annotation, cellular component: membrane. The transcript has 7 exons. The coding region runs from base 207 to 1718 and encodes 503 amino acids. The record is from RefSeq and is a predicted model, not a curated record.